AUGCCGCGGGCCUGGCGCAGCGCGGGGGCUCGCCCGUUCCUGCUGGCGCUGCUGCUGGUGCAUCUGCCGCCGGGUCGCGGCCACCGAGCCACGGGGCCCCGGUUUUUAAUAAGCGACCGUGACAGAGACCCGCAGUGUAACCUGCAUUGCUCCAGGUCCCAGGCCAAGCCCCUGUGUGCCUCUGACGGCAGAACGUACGAGUCCAUGUGCGACUACCAGAGAGCCAAAUGCCGCGAGCCCGGUCUGAGCGUCACGCAUCGGGGCCGCUGCAAAGAUGCUGGCCAAAGCAAAUGUCGAUUAGAGAGAGCUCAAGCGCUGGAACAGGCAAAGAAGCCCCAGGAAGCAGUCUUCAUCCCAGAAUGCAAUGAGGAUGGAUCAUUCAUGCAGGUGCAGUGCCAUACCUACACUGGAUACUGCUGGUGUGUGACACCUGAUGGCAAGCCUAUUAGCGGCUCUUCUGUACAGAACAAAACUCCUGUAUGUUCAGGUUCUGUAACUGAUAAGCCAUCAAGCCAGGGUAAUUCAGGAAGGAAAGAUGAUGGUUCGAAGCCAACGCCUACCAUGGAAACCCAGCCUGUUUUCGAUGGAGAAGAAAUCACAGCACCUACCCUUUGGAUUAAGCACUUGGUCAUCAAAGAUUCCAAAAUGAACAGCUCCAAUAUAAGGAAUUCAGAAAAAGUUCACUCUUGUGACCAGGAGAGGCAGAGCGCCUUGGAGGAGGCCAGGCAGAACCCCCGGGAGGGAAUUGUCAUCCCCGAGUGUGCUCCUGGAGGACUCUACAAACCAGUGCAAUGCCACCAGUCGACUGGGUACUGCUGGUGUGUCCUGGUGGACACGGGACGCCCCCUGCCUGGUACUUCCACUCGGUAUGAGACCCCAGUGUGUGAAAGCGAUGCCAGAUCAAAGAGCACAGAGAUUGAUGAUCCCUUCAAGGACAGAGAACUUCCAGGCUGCCCAGAAGGGAAGAAAGUUGAAUUUAUUACCAGCUUGCUUGAUGCUCUGACUACGGACAUGGUACAGGCUAUUAACUCAGCAGCACCUACUGGGGGUGGGAGGUUCUCUGAGCCAGACCCCAGCCACACACUGGAGGAGCGAGUGGUACACUGGUAUUUCAGCCAGCUGGACAACAACAGCAGCAAUGACAUCAACAAGCGGGAGCUAAAGCCUUUCAAACGGUACGUGAAGAAGAAAGCCAAGCCCAAGAAAUGUGCCCGGCGUUUCACUGACUACUGUGACCUCAACAAGGACAAGUCAAUCUCGCUCCAGGAGCUGAAAGGGUGUUUGGGAGUCAGCAAGGAAGGAGGUAGCCUGAGCAGUUUGCCCAAUGGAAAAAGACAAGGUCUUAACCCUUUCAUAGGUCGCCUGGUGUAGCAGCAGAAAACAAGAAGGGAAGGCAGGAGCUGACCCAAAGGAAGAAAAGAUCCAGUGACAGAUGGACAGACACCUUGCUGCUUGUGAGCAAGCACACAGCAUCAGCGACAUCCAGUGUAGCAGAAGUGGCACCCAGAACAUUUGCACUUUUAAAAAAUUGGUUUGAGUUUGUUUUAAAUUGCUUUUCAAUGCCAUUAUCUAAUACUUUGGAAAGUGGAGGGGAAGCAGGAUCAUGACUUUUUAAAAUUGGAACAGCUACUGAUGAUGUAAAAUUGAGUUCACUGGGACUCAAAGAAUUUUAUAUACUGUAUAUAAAUAUAUAUGUAAAUUGUACAGUUGUCUUGUACAGGGGUUGGAGUCACUGUUCUGUUCCUCCCUUUGCUUUUGAAGGCUGUUAGGGUUAGAGGGACACUUUGAAUUUAAUGGAUUAUAGUAAUGCAUUCAUUUCUGCCACCAAGCCAUCAUUCAGUGGUGAGCCUUAACAGCACCUCCAUGCAGAAAGGAGCCAGAGUAUCAGCAUGAAUUGUUGUUGCAGAUGUGCACACUGCGCCCCAGAUACCAAAUGCUUCUUGAGAGCAGCUGAACCCCUUUCCUUACAAUAAAGCUCUCUGAAACUCAGGUAAUUGGGCUUUUGAGAGCACAGAUUUCAUGUAAGUAUUGGUGCACUGCAAAGCUGCCUAAAGUUGGGAUAGAAAAGGGUUGUAUUAGGGAUAUACAAAAGUAGUUUGUGCACUUGUUUCAAGUUGGGCAGAAAUGAAAUACAAAUGCAUUGCUGUUCAUGCUCAGAUAAAAUGCUUAGCAAAGAUGUGCCAUGCCUCUGGAAUCUAAAGCUCUAGGAAGGAUGUGGGAGCCAUAGGCCUAGUAGAGUCAGUGGAGUGAAGACUUGCAUCUUCCUCUCUGACAAAGUGUUCAUCUGUGUGUUGUACAACAAUAAACAUUUUGAGAAGCCUGCUAAAA
This is a messenger RNA of Sturnus vulgaris (Common starling), 2328 nucleotides long. It is a transcript of the gene SMOC1, whose product is annotated as SPARC related modular calcium binding 1. The record is from RefSeq and is a predicted model, not a curated record. Gene Ontology annotation, biological process: extracellular matrix organization. Gene Ontology annotation, cellular component: basement membrane. NCBI's taxonomy places the organism in Eukaryota, Metazoa, Chordata, Aves, Passeriformes, Sturnidae. Gene Ontology annotation, molecular function: extracellular matrix binding; heparin binding; calcium ion binding.